AUGCCGAAGCCAUCAACCACUAAUACACAGAACUAUUCGGAAAUGAGCUUUUUUUCCAGAAAAAGAAAACGGUUCCCGAAAUCAGGAUGGGCUAUGAUAUCUGGAUCUCGAAGGUCUUAUCGAUAUCUCCGAAUCACUCCAGUUGAAAAUGUCAAAGGAGAUGAUUGCAGAUGCACUGAAAAUCGAAAAUCCUGUGAUCAAUUUUCCUGA
Messenger RNA from Necator americanus (New World hookworm), 210 nucleotides. RefSeq lists its product as uncharacterized. The transcript has 2 exons. Lineage: Eukaryota; Metazoa; Nematoda; Chromadorea; Rhabditida; Ancylostomatidae. The record is from RefSeq and is a predicted model, not a curated record. Bases 1 to 210 code for a protein of 69 amino acids.